AUGGGACGCGUGAAGCGGUACUUCAUCGACCGAGGGCUCGGACCGGAAGAUUUGAUCCCGGCGUUCGUUUUUCACGAGACGAUAUCGAUCGCGUUCGCGGCGUCGACGUGGAUCGCGGCGUACGCGAUCGAGCCGACGAGAACGGUGUUGCGACCGUUACGGGGGACGAAGGCGGCGAAGGCGAUGGCGAAACCGUUCGGCGCGGCGCUGGAGUUGGCGACGAAGCAGACGGCGAAGGCGGUGACGAGGAUACCGGCGCUGAAAAGGGCGAGCGCGGAGCGGUUGACGGUGAGUUUGGCGGAAUCGUUAAUGUUCAGAGGGUCCAUUAAGCCCAUCACGUUCGGGGGGAAACUGUGGCUGUCGUACGAAUUCGUGAAGUGGUUAAAGCGAGACGCCGUCGCCGCGGCCGAGGUGAAUAAGGGAAAGAGCGGUAAGGGAGGGAAGAGUGGCGGGAGAAACACGCUCGCGAGUGUGAGCUUGGAGUUGGCAAAGUCACAAAGGUAUCAGCUACAAAACAGUUAA
This is a messenger RNA of Ostreococcus tauri, 522 nucleotides long. RefSeq names its product unnamed product. NCBI's taxonomy places the organism in Eukaryota, Viridiplantae, Chlorophyta, Mamiellophyceae, Mamiellales, Bathycoccaceae. Bases 1 to 522 code for a protein of 173 amino acids. The record is from RefSeq and is a predicted model, not a curated record. The transcript is spliced from 2 exons.